Labrus mixtus (cuckoo wrasse) is the source of this 3650-nucleotide messenger RNA. It is a transcript of the gene spag1b, whose product is annotated as sperm associated antigen 1b. The transcript has 19 exons. Lineage: Eukaryota; Metazoa; Chordata; Actinopteri; Labriformes; Labridae. Bases 16 to 2898 code for a protein of 960 amino acids. The record is from RefSeq and is a predicted model, not a curated record. Gene Ontology annotation, molecular function: heat shock protein binding. Gene Ontology annotation, cellular component: cytosol; mitochondrion.
CCGUGUGCGGUUACCAUGGCAACGGACUAUUCCUCUCUGCUCAACCAGACGACACCAGGCAUGAGUGCAGCUUUCUUUUCAAACCAGUCCACCGCCGGUGACUUCAGCGGAAAGGUUCCUGUGGAGCACUUGGACUAUGUUUACAUCGAGAAAUGCAAAGAUGUAAAAUACCUGGAGAAGAUCUUAGAAGUAUUAAGGUCUGGCAAAGAGGGAUUUUAUCCUCAUCUGCUUGAGUUCUGUGAGAGUCACAUGAAGAAACUGGACCCUCGAAACCGAGCUCUCAGAAAGGAAAACCCUGUGGCCACAGCAGCCAGUCUCUCUAAAGAUGAGUGGAGCCAAAUUUUUGAUGACUUAAAGAUUUGGCAAGAAGAAAUCAAAACUACUGAGACUUUGCUAAUGCAGGAGCCAAUGAUUGAUGCAUCAAUGAAAGAAGAUAUGACACCAAUAAGAGGGUCCAAUUGCUCUGUUCCGCUUAAUCAGACUGCAGUAUCAAAAGAAAAGAGGAAUUGUUCAAAACAUCCUCUACCACGUGAUUAUCGAGAAUGGGACAAGUUUGAUGUGGAAAAAGAAUGCAAAAGAAUUGAUGGAAACAUGGUCACAAAUGAUCCACCUGCCAUCGCAAACAACCAACACCCCCAGAUCUGGACUGAAGUGGAUGCUUCAUUGAAAUCACAACAGGAGAAGCUCCUUCUGGCAAAUCGUGAAAAGGACAAAGGCAAUGAAGCAUUCAGGGCAAAUGAUUAUGAGGAGGCUGUUGCAUACUAUUCCAGGAGCAUUUCCAUUAUACCAUCUGUGUCUGCCUACAACAACAGAGCCCAGGCGGAGAUCAAACUCGAGCACUGGCAUAACGCCAUGAGCGACUGUCAGAGGGUACUUGAGCUGGAAUCAGGCAAUGUGAAAGGCCUGCUACGACGUGCCAAAGUUUAUAAUCACAUGGGUCAAUUCCAGCUGGCGGCUGAAGACCUGAGGAUGGUGCUCAGGAAAGAGCCACAGAAUGCUGCAGCCACGCAACUUCUGUCUGAAACAGAGAAGAGGAUUUCAGAAUGUCGACCAGAGCAGAAGAGCAAAGGCAAAAAAAUCCUCAUCCAAGAAGUAGAAGAGGGGGACGACAACAGAAAUGCUCGUCCGGUUGAACCCAGCCAGCCUGUGGGAGGGGAGGAGAGCUCAGCUGCUCCUGAAAGGGGAGACAUGGGUAACGCUCAAAAAAAGCCUCACGGCAGAGGGGACGGGGGUCCUCACAGUGAGUUCACCAACUCCCACCAUGGACACUGGAGAAGCAGAGGAGGCAGCUCUGAUAAAUAUAAAUUCACGCAGGAGUCCAAGGAAAAGCAAGCGAAUGGAACAAGCAAGAGGGGUUCGACAGCCUCAGUCAAGGCUGAGCAGAGCAGUGGAGGUAAGGGAAGUCUGGCUGGAGGAAAUGAAGGGGGAACUUUGUCUGGAGGAAAUGCAGGGGAAACUGUCAACCUUGAUGCCCCAUGUGGAGCCCUACCCCCAGCUCUGUCGAGGCUUAAGAAUGAAGGCAACCUGCAGUUUAAAAACGGACAGUUUGCAGAUGCACUGGAGAAAUACUCACAGGCCAUUCAAGGCUAUGCAGACUCAGGGAUCGAUAGCCCAGAGGACCUUUGUAUUCUGUAUUCUAACAGAGCAGCAUGCUACCUAAAAGAUGGCAACUGUCAAGAAUGCAUACAGGAUUGCACAAGAGCCCUGGAGCUGCAGCCCUUCUCCCUCAAGCCUCUCCUGCGGCGGGCCAUGGCUUAUGAGUCCCUGGAACGCUACCGUACGGCCUACGUGGAUUACAAGACUGUCCUGCAGAUAGACAUCAGUGUUCAAGCAGCAAAUGACAGCGUCAACAGGAUCACUCGGCUGCUGAUUGAGCAAGAUGGUACAGAGUGGAGAGAGAAACUUCCCGACAUUCCUCUGGUGCCUCUGUCAGCUCAACAGCACCGUAGAGAGGAGCCACCCAGUGAAGAGGUCCUCCAGGCCCGGGCAGAGAAAGCAGCAAUGGAUGCAGAAAGGAAAGCUGAAGCCCGUUUUACAGUUUUGAAGAAAGAAGGGAAUGAAUUUGUGAAGAAUGGCCAAUACCAGGAUGCACUGGGGAAGUACACUGAAUGCCUUAAGCUAAAGCCAGAAGAGUGUUCAAUCUACACCAACAGAGCCCUGUGCUACUUGAAGGUUGAGAGGUUUGCUGAGGCUAAACACGACUGCGAUGCAGCACUGAAGCUGGAGCCAACCAAUAAGAAGGCCUUCUACAGACGAGCACUGGCCAAUAAAGGCCUCAAGGACUACCUGGCAUGCAGCUCUGACCUGCAGGAGGUACUGCAGCAGGAUCCCAAUGUGCAGGAGGCUGAGAAGGAGCUGUUGGAAGUCACAGUGCUGCUCAGACAGAGUCUGGCUAAUUCCAACGCUUCACCAGCCAAACCCAGGAAAACUGUCCCUAUCACAGAGGUUGACGGUGACCAGGAAACGACAGGUGAUCCUAACUCAGAGAACAGCUGCAGAGGAGAGGAUAUCCCAACCAACCUCCAGCCUACAGAUGCCUACGAGUUCGGACAGGCUCUGAAUGCAGCGUGUUGCAGCGGGGACACAGCGAUCUGUGCUGAACUGCUGGCCUCCACGACCCCUGAGAUGCUUCCUCAUUUCUUAAGCACCCAAUUGGAUGGACACACUAUCAGCCUCAUCAUGCAGGCAAUGGACUCCCACCUCCUGGAAAAGAAUCCUAGCCUAGUCUACCAACACCUCAACGUUUUGCACACCACCGACAGGUUUUCGGUGGUGCUUAUGCUGCUGAAUAAGGACGAGCGUCGCCACAUGACUCAGCUGUUUGAGCAUCUGGCUGCUGUGGAGAGCUCCGAGUUCACUAAGAACGAUGUUCAGAAUCUGGCCAACAAGUACAUCUGACCCCUUCUUCCCCUGCUCCCUGCUGCAUGAGCUGCUGCAUCACUGAAACUUUUGGAUCUAUGCAAAACAAUGCACACUGACUGAGUGCUCACAGGCAGGAAGCUGCGGCGUGUGCCCCAGAGCAAUACAAAGGAACUAAGUCACAGUUACUCUUCUGGUGUGUGCUGUAAAUGAUCUGAUCACUGUAUGUUUGUGUGACAGCAUAAGGUAUAUAUAUUUUUCUCUCCAAAACAUUUUGCUAUGCAGAUUUACUUUUGUACCACCACUCAUCAUUUGCAUUGUACAGCAUGGUGACAGGAAGAUACUGUGGACCUUUCACUGAAGUGUAUUGAUAAACAGGGUCCAAGGUACAAUGGUAUUAAAAGGCUAAAGGAAAUCCUUUUCCCCCUACAGGCCGCUCAAUAUUCUCUGGACAGGUUUGUGUUUAAGAACGGAGCUUGGUUGUCCUCAAACCCCGUUAUUUUUCAGAUAUCAAUUAUUCGAUUUAUGAGCUUCUGUCAGACACCAGCGACGAUCUGAGAUGACAAACAGUGCAUGCUGAAUGUAACCUAGCAAAGGAACAAGUGAGGUAAUUUGCUACUGAGCUAAUUAAUGUCUGUUGAUGAAUAAGAAAAGCAGGGACAAAUAUCCCAACUAAGAAAUAGGCCUGCAUAAUGUCUUACUCUGUUCUGUGCAGCCUGGUAGGUGUAUCUUUUAAACUGAUAUCUUCUGAGAAUGUUGUUCGAAAAAAUAUAAUUUAUAACCUUCCACGA